UUAGUAUCCUGUUAUCUUAUUUUAAUCAAAGAUCUAGUGAAUGAGAAGUGCUUGACAUAAUGUUUAUUAAAUUGUUAUUUUCCUUAUUAACUUGUCUAUUGUUCCGUGUUGAGGGCAAGAUUUCGACGCUAGAAGAAUGUCUUGUGAAAUUUGACAAAGUCGAAGAGAGGCUUCAAACGCUUGAAAGCGAAACUAAAGUAACAAAACGACUUUCAAUGCUCCCAGACGGCGAAGGUAGCAAAGUGGCAUUUUAUACACAGCUUUCCAAAGACGCCAACCGCGUUGGAGACCACCAAACAAUCGUAUUUGACACUGUUACGACCAAUGUUGGAAACGGGUACAAUCCAGUUGAUGGUAUAUUUACUGCACCAGUUGAUGGAAUAUACGUCUUUUUCUGGCUGAACACAAAUAGAGACCGCUCUUACAUGAAUACAGAACUGGUCAGAGAUGCUGUUGUCGUCGGGAAGUCCAUGUCUGAUGCAAUGGACCACGAUGAUUAUGCAGCAGCAUCCAAUUCAGCUGUUCUGCAGCUCAAAACAGGUAUCCAAUAG
Molecule: messenger RNA, 551 nt
Organism: Ruditapes philippinarum (Manila clam)
Lineage: Eukaryota; Metazoa; Mollusca; Bivalvia; Venerida; Veneridae
Product: complement C1q-like protein 2
Exons: 3
Coding region: 60-551 (163 amino acids)
Molecular function (GO): protein binding
Source: RefSeq, a predicted model, not a curated record